Portunus trituberculatus (swimming crab) is the source of this 15695-nucleotide messenger RNA. Its product is annotated as adenomatous polyposis coli protein-like. The transcript has 23 exons. The record is from RefSeq and is a predicted model, not a curated record. Gene Ontology annotation, molecular function: gamma-catenin binding; beta-catenin binding; microtubule binding. Bases 157 to 12090 code for a protein of 3977 amino acids. Gene Ontology annotation, cellular component: beta-catenin destruction complex; catenin complex; cytoplasmic microtubule. Lineage: Eukaryota; Metazoa; Arthropoda; Malacostraca; Decapoda; Portunidae. Gene Ontology annotation, biological process: pattern specification process; cell migration; positive regulation of protein catabolic process.
GCCCACGGGGCUGAGUGUGGUGGCGGCGGCGGUGCGGGGCUUGCAGACUGUUGUAGUGUUACAUAGUGUUGUACAUAGUGUUGAGCGCCGCGUGCACAGUACCUGAGCCUCGUGCCGUCUGGACCCCUGAACAGUGAGCGCCGGGCGGCCACAGACAUGCUGACGGUGCAGGCGAUGAUCCACGGCCAGGACGCUGGGGCCGCCCUCAGGAAGCCAGACAAGACGGGCGGCGUGGGCCUCGUCCCUGCCCUGCGGGGCAACAAAGCCAAGCGGAAAAGCGGGAAGAAAAAGAAAGACGCCGCCGCGGGCGGAGAUGACACCAUCGGGGACAUAUUCGUGGAGGUUCCUCAGGAAGCAACGCCCCGCGGGGUGCCGGAGCCUGGCUCGGUGGUGGCGCGGGAGUGGCUGCUGCUGAAAAACACGGACGUGCCGGAGGAGCAAAGAUCGCCACCCACUAAAAUUACAAAGGAGCGACGCAGCUCGUGCGGCGGCCGCCCCGGCCAGGACCCCGCCUCGCCGCCCAGCCUGGUGCCCAUCAGGAGAAAAGACUCGCGUCCCGCCAAAAGUAACCGAACCAAAGAUGCCAAUGGGAACAGAAUAGGGAAGGGCCUCCGCGGCUGGGGCGGCGGUGGCAGUGGCGGCCAGGAGAAUGCUCCCACAGAGGUCCACGAGGAGGUGGCUGUCAGAACUCACAGAAGCGCGGCGCUAGAGGAGCGAGAGGAGGCGCCGCGGCCUGGCGACGUCACGCUCAUAAGAGUGCAGCCGCCGCCCGAUGGUGGCAGCGAGGCGCCGGGCACAGACAGUCCCUCGCGCAUACCCAGAAAAGGCAGCCUGCACUUCACGCCGGAAGUGAUCUUCGAGGAGGGUAAGGAGAAGCAAAGUGGCGCCAGCGUGUCUCCUGGCGUGAAGCGCCACAGCUCCAGCAGAAGCACGGGCUCCGAGGGCAGCACUCUGCGGCGGCGGAGGCGCGGCACCGCACGCAGCAGCGCCUCCACACAGACCCCCACCGGCUCUCACUCUGAACUGGCGGACUGUACCAUUCCUUCAGACAAACGCGCCUCUGUCAGGACCCACGAGGCGCCGCCCGCCCAGCCUGAGGAGCCGCCGCCCCGCAAGGACCUGACGGGCAGCAUCCCCGGUGCCUCUCUCCUACUGAAGCUGGUGAUGCCAAGAGAGAAGCGCUCCAGCAAACACUCCGGGGGCUCCCCGCCUCACGAGGGAGCUCAACAGGGAACCCACCAGGGAUCUACCACCUCGCAUGGCCGCAGCCCCUCCUCCCCCCCGGUGCCUUGGUUCUGGCCACCGCUGCGCCACAUCGAGGCUAUGACCUCCCUGCACUCUGUCUUCCCCGGGGCAAAGGGCCCGCCGCCCCCGCCCAGCCCCAGGUGCCAGGGUGUGGCCGCUGGGGGCGGGGAGGCAGAGGCCCCAGGGGGUAUGGCCAUGUUCCCGGGCGAUGUAGUGCCUUUUCCUCCACGGGCGGCGCCGCCAGUGCCCCGCCAGGUGCAGGGGGACCAGCUGAGCCUGUCCAGUCUGAACAGCAGCCUUGCGGGACACACGUACGAGCAGGUGAACUUCGUGAUCGAGCCGCCCAUCUGUGAGUACCGCGAGCACGAGUAUGAACUCAGCAAGUCUGUGUCUGAGGACAUCCAUUCUUAUCAUAUUGAUAAGGAGGAAGUCAUGCCCAAAGAAUCCUACUUCGUCCCGCGACGCAGCAGCGACAGUCGCGUGGCGGAGGUGGCGGAGCGGCGGACCCGGCGAGCCUCGCGCCGGAAGAGGAAGAAAUCCCGCUGCGCCGCGACCAUCACUGACGAGUCCCUGGUGGGGGAGUGUUACCCCGGAGGCUUGCUGUGUCCCGAGAACCAGGCGUCGCCGGGCACACAGCGCCUUGUCCACAGUGACGACGAUGAGUCGGGCGUCCUGUCCUCCCCCGCCACGCCGCCGUUCUCGCCGGUAGUCAGUGUGGCGCAUCGCGACUUGCGAUGGUCGUCCACGACCUGCAGCAGCAGCAGCAGCGCGCUGGGCGAGCGUCACGUGGCCACGCUGGAGAAGCCCAUGACAUUGGUGUCGGAGACCACCCUGGAGCUGGGCCGCUCCCCGUCUGUGUCGCCCCCGCUGCCAGAGUGUGUAACAGGGCUUGGCCCCCCACUGGACCCUGCGGCACCCACCCGAGACGCGGCCUUCAUCCACCGCCUGCUGACCCUCGUGAAGGAGGACGACUCGCAGAGCAGCGGCUCGGGCGGCCCGGCGCCUCCUGAAACUCGCCACAACAUCCGCCGGCGAGGCGUGUACGUGCCCGCAGACACUGAGUCUGACACCGGCGUGACCUCGGAACCCGAACCCAGCAGGGGAGCCCGGAUCACCCCUAGCCCUGACCCCCGCAGUGAGGGAGACAUCCGCUGGCCCCGCAGGACUUCCCUAGCGACCUCCGUGCCAGAGAGGCGUCUUUGCCCCUUGCACGGCGCGUCCAGUCCCCGUCAGGCGAGUCUUGCCGCGGCGUCGCAGAGGCGGCGCCUCCGCCGAGCCUCUCUGCCAGUCCCCGUCCCUCAGGAACCCCGGCCGUCCUUCUUCCAGCGCCUCCGUCGGUCCCUCCGUCGGAGUAGGAACGUGGAGCCACUGAUUGCGGAGUUACCCAGCCCUGCUGACGUACUUGGCACAGAUGACGUGGUGCCCGCGGCUGCGUCCGAAGAUCCGCUGCCCCCGCCAGGUGUCGCUUGCUCCUGUCCAGACCCCGUGGAAGAAUUUAGACGGUUUCGUCCGCGCCUGGGGUCUGUGGUGACGGUGGGUAGCAGCGACGAGGACGACAAGCGGCCCCACCCUCCAACACCACAGGAUGCCUGCGAGCGGUGGCGCGUGGAGGGCGAGGUGUGCCGACUGCAGGAGGCCCUGGGGCAGCGUCUUGGCUCCACGGCCAUGAUAAUGCGGCGCCGUGACCACCGCCUGCACACCAUCAACACCAUAGAGAAGACCAUUCAGAAGCUCCAACAGGACACUCUGCGCACCCACCACAACAACCACGUCAACGGCAACGACCACGACCCCCAGCCACCCGCCUCGCCGCAGCCUCACCACCCCACAGACAUCAUGGACGCCGUUAACGCCAACCAGCUGCAGGAUGAGGACGCCACAGCUGACGACAUCAGUGAGAUCCCAGAGAUGGACUCCUUACAGUCGGACCCUGCCCCGCACCACCCCGCUGAGAGGAUGCCACCCCGGGGCCGGCCAUCCCUCACCAACCAGAACUCCAAUGACCUUGACUCCCCCACCGACACCUUACUGCAGCAGGACAUACCGGCCGGAAAGCUGCCGCCCGCCAUCGAGGCUGUGUUGCGCGGCGCCUGGCCCUUCGAGAAGGCACUGUGGCACUCCAGCCCAGCCUCCAUGGGCAUGCCAUACAAGAACAACAAUCAGGAGGUCCCAGGCAUCAUGGCCACCUCCAGCGUGACCAACCGCCGCGCUCAGAGCACCCAGCAACUCCUCACCAACAAGGUGGAGAUGGUGUACGGCUUGCUCUCUAUGUUCUCCUCGGGUGACCGGGAUGACAUGAGUCGCACGCUGCUGGCCAUGUCCUCCUCCCCUGACUCCUGCGUGGCCAUGCGGCAGUCCGGAUGUCUCCCCUUACUCAUCCAGCUUCUGCAUGGCGGCGACGGUGAUGUGGCACCCACCAGAGAGACAAGGCUCCGGGCAGCACAGGCACUGCACAACAUUGUCCACUCCCACCCCGAUGACAAGCGUGGCCGGCGGGAAGCAAGGGUGCUGAGGUUGCUGGAGCAGAUUCGGGACUACUCAGACUACCUGUAUGAGCGUCUGGAACGGACCAGUGCAGGGCGUGGGCCGCUGCUGGAGGACGACAUGGACCGGCACCCGUGUCCUGCCAUGGCCGCCCUCAUGAAGCUGUCCUUCGAUGAGGACCACCGCCAUGCCAUGUGCACGCUAGGCGGCCUCCAUGCCAUUGCUGAGCUGAUCCGCCGCGACCACGAGGGACACGGCUCCACCACAUCAGACCAGUACUGCAUCACACUCAGGAGGUACGCUGGCAUGGCCCUCACCAACCUCACUUUCGGGGACGGCACCAACAAGGCGCUGCUGUGCUCCUUCCGCUCCUUCAUGCGGGCGCUGGUGUCGCAGCUCCACUCCCCGAGCGAGGACCUCAGACAGGUGACUGCCAGUGUGCUGAGGAACCUGUCCUGGCGGGCCGACGGAGGGAGCAAGGCCAGUCUGCGGGACGUGGGAGCCGUGGCCAUCCUCAUGCAGGCCGCCCUCUCCGCCCGCAAGGAGUCCACACUGAAGGUCAUCCUGUCAGCUGUGUGGAACCUCUCUGCUCAUUGUAGUAUUAAUAAGGCUGAGAUCUGUGCAGUGGACGGAGCACUGGCCUUCAUCUGCAGCACACUCACCUAUAAGUCACAGUCCAAAACCCUCGCCAUCGUGGAGAACGGAGGAGGAAUACUCAGGAACAUUUCUAGUCAUAUUGCUGUGAGGGAAGAUCUUCGGCAAGUGCUGAGGGAACACAACACACUGAGCACACUUCUGGGCCAGCUGCGCUCCCCCAGCCUCACUGUGGUGAGCAACGCCUGCGGCACGCUGUGGAACCUCUCAGCCCGGUGCUCCCAGGACCAGCGGAUGCUGUGGGAGCUGGGCGCUGUGCCAAUGCUCCGUUCCCUCAUCAACUCCAAACACAAAAUGAUAUCUAUGGGAUCAAGUGCAGCCCUGAAGAACCUGCUCCAAGCACGGCCAGAGGGCAUGUCCCUCACCGACCCCCGGCAUGGCAUGGGGCUGCCCUCCCUGCAGGCACGCAAGCAGAAGGCGCUGGAGCAGGAGCUGGACCCCUCCCUCUCCGAGACCUGUGAUAACAUUGAGACGUCCCCACGCUCCUCCCCAACACACCCACAAGGCACAGACCCACACUUCUAUGGCCAGCCUGGGGAUGCCACCCAGUACUAUCCCGGCCCCCGGCCAAUGUUCCACUCCUUGGGAGCGCAGUACAUGAGGUCUGAGAGCAGAGACUCCAUAUCAUCCACGCACUCUGACAACUCCCAUGACCGGAUGCGGCAGAUACUGAUGCGUCACCAGCAGGCCGGCCGGGAAGGGAUAGGGGAGGCCGGGCGUCCAUUGGACCUGUCCUUGCGCUCCAUGGCGCCGCCCUCACACUGCGUGCCCGACAUUGCCCACAUGAGUCAGGAUGAGCUGCAGCGCCACCUGGAGUCUAAGGACUUCAACACGAGUGCCGAUGAGAUCUUUGCGGCGCGGGUACGCGGUGCCAAGGACGUGUUUGCCAGCCAGUCCGGCGAAGCCCUGCCUUUCAACAAUGGCCUCAGCAGCAGCACCUCAGAGGCCACCAGGAAUGGCUCCUUCUCCGGUGCCUCACCUCAGCCUCCCUUCAGCCCACGCCGGCGGCCUUCCACCACUGCUGAGGAGGAUCGCAGUGCUCCAGGACGUACCUUUGUCAACGGGAAGCAGCAGCAGCAGCAGCAACAGCAGCAGCAACAGCAGCAGCCUCAUAAUGAGGUACACUACAAUUACUACAGCAAGUAUGUGAACUACAGCCGCAACCUGGCAGAAGUGGACAUUGAGAACGACUCCCAGGAUGAGCCACUGAACUACAGCCUGAAGUGUGGCACAGGCACCACCCUCAAGACACCCACCAACGAGUCCAUGGCCAGCAUGACCCAGAGUGUGGAGCGGCCCAGCCCUCAGAUAGACAACUAUGUGGUGGAGAGGAGAGCGGACGCAAGGAAGUCCGAGCCACACGCCGAGGCCAAGAGAGAUCCGGAGAACUUUGGCAGCUAUGCUGAAACAGACCUGGACCAACCCACCAACUUCAGUCUAAGGUACUCAGAGGAGCGAGACAGUGACGAGGCUGCCUUGUACCGCCGCCCCCCCAAGCCUCCCCCAGAACCCGCCGCACAGUUCUUUGAGCCAUCCGUGCACGAUGACUCAGUCAAGACAUACUAUACUGAGGGCACUCCCUAUGAGACGCCCUACAAUUUCUCCACCGCCAACUCCAUGACAGACCUGAGAGAGCCCGCCAUCAAGGAGAUUGACAGAGAGGGAGCAGCCGGGACCACCAGCAGUGAGAAAAAGAAAGAGAAGAAGGGCAAAGCAGAGGAGCUGGAGAACAUUGAGGAUGACGGACGUGACACGCUGGAGCCGCUGCCCUCCCAGCCGGGCCCGCCCGGAAAGAGUGGCCUCAGCUCCGGCAUGAUGACACCCGACAAGCCGGUGACCUACUGUGUGGAGGGAACGCCUGUCUCCCUCUCCAGGUUCUCCUCAGUCUCUUCCCUCACCAGUGGGGAGAUCAAUGCCAACAAUGCCAGGGACGGCCUCCUCGGGGACCUGGCUGAGGACCGGGAACACAAGCCACAGGGGACAGCCGAGGAGAAGAAGGAAGGCCAAGAGGGAGCAGGGGAGGAGAUCGAGGACACCACCCAGGAUGGCAGCCACACUCCCUCCUCACAGCAGAUGGAGAGGCCAGAAGGCAAGAGUGUUCACUACGAGGAGACACCCCUCAUGUUCUCCCGUGCCACCUCCGUCUCCUCCCUCAGCAGCUUUGAGGUUCAGUCCAUCCAUGACGACAGGAGCUCCGUUGUGUCGGACUUCAGCCGGUUUACCAGUGGUGCAAUAUCCCCAAGUGACCUUCCAGACUCACCCAACCACACUGUUCCUCCAAGCCCCAAGCGCUCCAGACCACCCUCACAGCCCUUCAAGCCUCCACCAGCACAGAUUCCAGGGCCAAGAACCAGCACUGGAGUGUUCAGCGAGGCACCCAGAGCCUUUGUAGAAGAAGGCACCCCCGUAGAGUUCUCUCGAGCCACCUCACUCUCAUCACUCACUAUUGAUGAUGACCUGCCAGUUGUAGAUGAUGGUGUGCCCAGAGAUCGUCUGCGAGGGGACGGCAAGGACAGCAGCGAGACCACCACCGGCAGCGAGGCGUCCCUCUCUGCCGGCCGGGGUCCUGCUGGGGUUAGAGGAAGGAUCUCCACCAGUAUUCCCAGACUCGGACAGGAGCGUGGCGGCCUGAGCCCAGUGGCGCGCGAGGCGGAGGAGGAGGGGGUGAGGGAGGGCGCCAAGGAGCGAGGCGAGGACCGAUCUCGCGAAAACUCCGGCACGCGAUCCAGCACCCACACUGAUUCUGAGAGCGAGGACCUGCUGGCGGAGUGCAUCAGCUCUGGCAUGCCCGACAAUACGCGGCGCAACAAGCAGCAGUUUAGCGGCCGUGGCAGUUCCCGUAUCGGCCAACCCAGCCCCCGCCCCAGAGGUUCAGGCAUCCCGGUGGUGAAGGCCUCCAACCUGCCCACCCAGAUUCCCAGCGGCCCCGCCCACAGCCAUGCCCAGCAGGGUGUUGGUGGCGGGGUCUGGGGGGGAGACACCCUCCGCACAUACUGCACGGAGGACACACCCGCCAGCAUCUCCCACGCCGCCUCCAUCUCGGACCUGUCCACGCUGUCCAUCCCGGGCGAGGAGCCGCGGAAGGAGCGCCACGCCUCGGGUCAACGGCCCAGCCUCAAUGACUCAGGUGACAACUCCUCCGACAAUGACAACCUCCUGGAGCAGUGCAUCCAGUCUGCUAUGCCCAAGGCUCGACCUGGCGCCAAGGUGAAGGAGGUGAAGCUUGGAGUUGGGGUGAAGAGGCAUGGGGCGGGCCAUCUGUGUGCUCACGGGGCUCCCCCAACUGGGCCUCCCCUCGCCUCCCCGCGGCACUCCCCACACCACCGGCCCGUUCCUGUGGCCAGGGUCACUCCUGCCGUCAAGGUGGGUGGCACCAGGAUAUCUCCACGCCCUACCCUGCAAGAGGACGCUGCCGGGGACCAGAUGCGUAUGUGGGCCACGGAGGGCACGCCCGCCACCUUCUCCCGUGCUGACUCACUCUCGUCGCUCAGCUGUGACGACGAGGGCAACAGAGCCAGCAGGGACACCAGCCCCAGACCCCUCGCAUCUCCGCACCCCCAAGCUCCCCAGUCCCCGCAGCCCCAGAGCCAGCCCCCGCGGGCCAGGACACCAGGCUCACCUCGCGGCAGAAGGUCUCAACAGGCUCAAAGCAGAGGACAAGAGAUUGACGGGGAGAAGGAGGUUCCUCGGCAGUUUGCGGUGGAAGGAACACCUGGUGUCAUAUCUCGACACUCGUCUUUAAGUUCCAUCGAGGGCGAGGAAGAGAGCGCCAUCGUGCAGGCUCCCAGCGCACAGCAGGCUGGCAGCGUCCGCAACUACGGCGUGGAGGACACGCCUGUGUGCUUCUCAAGGAACUCUUCCUUGAGCUCCUUGUCCGUAGAGUCAUUUGGAGAAGAGACGACCCCCACUGAGCAAGCUCUUCUACAACAGUGCAUCAGCCAAGGCAUGCCCAAGAGCAAGUCUGACUUGGAGAGUCACAGUCGUAGGAGGAGGCGUGGGGGCUCCCGCAUCCCCGCCCCAUCGUCACGGUCUCCGGCGCGCCUAGUGCCCGGGGUGCCUAUCCAGCGCCUUACACUGUGUCGCGACGAACAACCCGCCCAGCCAAAAAACGCGGGAGCGACGGCGGCCGCUGCGGAGAGUGUGGACGCAGACGCCGCCAUGCCAACGCCAGAUGUAGAGAGCUCGAAACUCCACACGGACUCCGAGCAGAGCGAGAAGAGUGAGCGCGCUCAGAGGCACAUCAAGGAGGAGGACUUCGAGGAUCGCGAGGAGGAUGACGAGAGCGCUGCUGAUUACACAGAGGCUGACUCCGAGGUGACAGCAACCACGGCAGAGAUGUGUCAGCCUCACAGCGACAUGACAAGUGAAGACAGUGCGCCAACAGUGCAUGACCAGCUGGCGGCGGUCGAGAAGGAGGCGGUGCAGGAGGAUAUGGAGCCUCGAGUCAGUGAUGAGUCAGCAGAGGGCAUGGGCUCCUCCCCUGAUGACAAACCUUCUUGGGUUGAGCCGAGAAACUCUACUGACAAGUCUUCCCCCUCAGACGGCCGCGGCUCCGACACCUCCGUCACGGCGUCCAUGUCUGAGUCAGGUUUCCUGGCCAUGGAGGCCAUGAAGGUGGCCAGGGCUGUGGCAGGCGAGGCCAAGCUACUGAGUAGUGACGAAACCUCCCACAUGUCACAGAGCAUAACCAGCGCCGCGUCAGACGCCUGCAUCGACAACAUCAAGCCUCCCUCAGCCAUGGGUAGUCUGGCAUCCAUGUCUAACAGCCUCACAAACAGCACCGAGGAACCGCGCGGCUCCCGCGCCAAUAACCGCCGCCUGGAGUGCCGUCACACGCGCCGUAUGCCAGAGAUGGUGCGCCGCGCCCUUGGGGACCAAGACUACGGCUCCACUGAAAACAUGGCCAGCAUGGUUAGUUCCUGUCACUCUAAUGUAGACAACAUUCCUCCUCCCUCUAUGAUGGACGAUGACAUGGAGAACUCCAUGAUCAGCGUGGCGUCCAUAACCUCCGAGGUGGCGGAGCAGCGAGACUCGCCUCCUUCACCCCCAGCAGACCACACAGCAAUGGUGGCGGCUCCCGCCCGGCAGUUGGCAGCCAUUUUCCAGCAGGAAGCCCUCAACGCUGCCUCGACGCUCACCCUGACAGGUGGUGACGAAGCCUCCACCUACCAGGAGAUCACAGACAUCACGGAGCACGAGGAGACGGUCGGUCCCGCUAGUGACACGGAACUCGCCGCUGAUGACUUGCCUGUUGAUGUUCCUGAUCUGCCCCAAGAUGGCUUCUCUUCCCCCCGGUGCGGCUCAGCGCACGCCUCGCCUAACAGGCAGGGAACACCGCGGGCACGGAGACACCUGCCCAAAGACAGGUACCGCACCUUUACUCGCGGGGAUGGAGAAGUGUCCUCUGAUGCAACACCUUCCCAGGACACAGACACAACACUUGUCGAGGUGCUUCCCUCUUCGCCAUUUGCUGCAAGAACAGCGAAACAGAGACGUCAGGAAGAUUCUGAGCGCUUCAGAACCCGAACGAUAUCCUCCUCAGAAGGAACAGUGGAAGCCUUGCCAACAGACCCUGCGUCCGGAGGUGAUAAGGCCAGUGAUAAAAUCAGUCCUAAGAAGUCUCCCAAAAAUCGUCGCCUCCAAGACCCGAGUCGCUUCCAGACUCAUACAAUAAGUCCAGCACAAAUCUCUCCUGAGGCAGCGUCAGAAGUUCCCCCUGUGAGGACUGGUGACGCUGACGGCGCUCCCGCCUCCCCACCGAAGGUACAGGGCAAACAGAAUAUUAAGCAGCGGCGCCAGGAGGACCGAGAACGAUACCAGACCCGCACCAUCGAGGUACCUCUGGCUGACAUCACCCCGGAGCCCGAGCCUGACACACCAUCCGACGACGACCCCGCCAAGGAGGCAGAGGAUGGUCCUUUGGUAGACUUCCAGGACAGCAACGAGAUGCUUGAUCUGACUGCUGAGCAGCUGGAGGCGCUGCAGCAGGACGCCAACAUCGUGAUCUGCACCCUUAACGAGACCCGCGAGGCCAUGACCAGCGAGUCCUCAGACCUCCUCAGCGAAGAGAACAUCUUGGAUAUUGAGACGCUCAGCUUGAUAUCAAACGAGGAUGAGUCUGAGAUGAGAAAUUUUCUUCAGGACUUUGAUGACGACCCUCCAGAUAAAGAUGAUGACGACGAGGCGGAAGAGGCGGAGGCAGAAGCAGAAGCAGAGGCACAAGUGAUCCGGCGGCCCCGCAUCGUGAAGCCUGGGGAGAAGCCAGCCAGGCCCCAAGAAGAUGACGAGGGGACUGGGAAAGGCAUCAGAGGGCGCAGAAAACCCCUGUACUCUAGUGCCAAGAAAUUCAUCACGCCGACCCGGCCCGCCUCUAGCACUGUGAAGACUGGCAUGGUGAAGCCCUCGGCUGUCAGGCCCAGCUCCGCCUCGCCAGUGAAGCCCUCGUCACCCAAACUGCCUCGCGCCACAAGGGCAUCAGCAUUAAGACAGACCUCCAACAUUCAGAAGGGAGGAAGCAGCGGCGAGGACAGUCCCACGGGCCGAAACACGGGCUCCUCUGCUGGAAGUAGUGCUGGGUCCAGCCCCAGGCUCGGCCCUGGCUCACGCGGCAGUGUGACAGCUCGGCCGGCGAGAUCCAAGUCCUUGGCGAGGCCUGGCCCAGAUCCUCCCAAGCCUCUGCAGCGUCAAAACACGUUCACCAAGGAUGACAGCGACACCCCGCUAAGUCCAGAGCACAACGCUGUGGCGGAAUUAAAAAAAACUCCAACACCUAAUCGAGCUGUGAAGACGAGGCUGCGGCGGGACAUUGUCCAGCCCAGCCCAUCCACGGCGCAACCUGGUGCAGGUGUGCGCACCGUGAUACCAAAGAGUGGCAGUCAGGACCUGAGUCCCACCAAAGGGCGGCCUCCGCAGCACAAGUCAGCAAGCCUCACGAGAGACGCACGGCCACCCACCUCUUCUGACGUGGCUGAGUGGCAACACGAGGGCACCAAGAAGACCGUCAAGAAGGAGGUGACGAGCAGGAUAGCUAAUUUGUGGAAGAAAGUGGAACGUGCACAGACUAAACCCAAGGAAAGUGACAAGAAGGUGUGGAUCACUCGCCCCAAAUCCGCUGCCAAGGAAUCUCCGCCGCAGCCCUUGGUGCGCAGCUCAACGUACGAAAAACUUCCUGUCAAUGGCGCCGCCAGCGGCGGGAGCAGUGGUGAGACGGGAAAGAGCAGGACGAGACUAGGUCUGAAACUGGCUAAGCUAAGAGGUCGAGAUACGAGAUCCUCGCCGCCCUCCGAGGCCACGACGCCCGUUGACCCUCGACCACACUGCCUCGUCAGUCCGACUCGCGCACGGGUAGGAGAAGUGACGCCGCGACCUGCAGAAGCAGUACAGCUCCGCCCGCGGCCGGCCACUCAUCCUCCUGGCACCCAUGUGGGGGCUCAGCUAGAGGAGGACCCCGAGGCGCGCGCAAAGAGGUUGUCUCGCCUGGGGUCAUUCAUUGUGGUAGAGGAGGACGGGCGGGUCAAGUCACCUCCACAGUCAGCCAUCGUCCAGCCCUUCAACUACCAGCCUCCCGCCGCGCCCAAGAUCAGGUCUGCGGUCGCCACCCGCAUACCUCAGCCUUCCAAAUCGUUCCUUUCUAACGCGCCGUGCGGCAGGGACGACAACGGGAACGCGGCCGACCCCAGCGUGGUGACGGGGACCUGGAGACCCUGACCCCAAUCCCCGCACCGCGCCCAGGACACCCAGGACCCCGAGGACCACUGGGGCGCGGGGCCAGGUCCUCAAGGGCUUACCUAGCGCCUGUAGGAGCCGUACCUCUUCAUGUAAUAAAAUAUACUGAGGAAAAACAAUCUGCCCUCUCCCCAGCCUGGGAGCGCUGUGUGAUGGUGGGGGGGAGGGCGGGUUUGAGCGUGUAGGCAAGGCUGGUGUCUGUUGUAAGGACCACCAGCCCUCUCAUACCACGAGAGGGAAUCAAGGGCCCAGCUAGGCUUUAGGCUGUAACCACCACACCACAGGUAGGAAGAAUCAACCCUUCAGGCUCUGGAACUCCUCGCUACUGUACAUAGUAUAUACUCUGCCCUUCUGUACACCAUUUCAUAUGAAAAAAUACAUAAUUAUUCAGUGCUUAGGGAUAGAUAAUAAUAUCCUGUUAAUUUAGUGCAUUUUCACUGCAUUUAGUGUUUUUGUUCGUGCAUUGUCCAUUGUCCUUUCUUUUGUCCUGAAUUCUUUGAGCAUGGGCGAGUUCCUGAGCCUGACGCUGCCCUGGCCACGCCGAGGCGCCCGUUGCCCCGGCUGCGCCCCACCACUGCUGCACCAGACCGGCGUCCAGGAACGUAACUAUCAGAAGCGAACCAGAUCGUCUCCGCUUUGUGUUAUGUUUGGACAACUUAAUAACAAAAUGGUAAUAGUAGCCUACUUGCAUUUACGUGUUCCAAUGUUUUGUGUUUUAUUUAUUUGUUUGUAGAGCUUUGUGUACAUACCUCUAUUUCUUUCAUUUUUCCAUAUUUUUUGUUUGUAUUUUUUAUUUUCAAUAAAGGAUAUUUGAUUUUUUCAGGAUACAUUUUAUCUCCCAAACAUGUCAGAGAGGUAACAUGGUGUUGUCUCCUGCGCGGCGAGUGUGGAGUCUGGUAAGCGAUCAUUCUUGAGGGAAAUAUAAUAAACAGAGGCUGAGUCAGCUUCAGAUAGACGUGUACUACUAUGCUUUAAUGAUUAGACGAUAAUAUUUUAGCUGGUUUUUGAUAAUACCGUAGUUAGGUGUUGUGCCUGUCGAGUCGCGGGUGUCGGCAACAGUGUCUCGUGUCACAAGUCACGGCCGGCGCCGCCCUCGCCCCUCAUCCCUGUGCCAUAGCGCCAAGUAAGUUUAUAAAUUUAGGUGUAUCGUGUCUUGUUUGGCCUUGAUUUGGAGUACUCUGUGAAGUGUGUUUCGUCAGUGUCGUGAUGUGUUGCGUGUGGAGCUGUGGCGCCGCGGCGACCUGAUCUCAGUGUGGUGAUGUGAUGGUGAUGGUGAUUGUCUGUGUUGUGGCUACCUGUUGGCCCUGUGUACGUGGCGGCCAGCUGGAUGUGCUUGUCUCGUGUACGUGGUUGCCAUGUGUAUGUGACAUACGUGUACUUGACAACCAUGUGUACGUGACAACCAUAUGUACGUGACAGCCAUGUGUACGUGACAAUCAUGUGUACGUGACAACUAUGUGUACGUGACAGCCAUGUGUACGUGACAGCCACAUGUAUGUGACAGCAAUGUGUUCGUGACAGCCAUGUGUAUGUGACAGCCACGUGUAUGAGGUAGUCACAUGUACGUGAUGGCCAUGUGCGCCUUAGCUCUGUGUUCACCUGGGUUGCCCAGUGUCUGUGUGUUGGUUGUCACUAUUACCGUGGUGUGAGUGAAGGUGAACAAAUGGACUCACCCUAGACUGAGGAAAUAGCCAAGGGUGUGAGGUGAGACAGUCACUGUCACUGAUGUCACGUGGGUUUUGCAGUGCAAUCCUCACUCCUUCAAAAGAGUAAUUUUCAAGAGUUAAUGUAAGGCUCAAAAUCCUACUCUUUGACCUCUUAUUCAGCUCAGGGGAAGGGAAACUAACGGUGUUGAAUUAGUUACAUAAGAUUACCUGCUCACCCACUUCUUUAUUACAUGAUGUCAGACUAAUCAAUGGUUUUUGGGUGUUGCUGGGGUUUCUGUAGUGAGUGUCAGUGGUGCAGUGGAGGAGCGGAGGAGACAGGGUGCUAUAGUAUGUGUGUACAUACUGCGUUGUAUCAAAACACAAUUUUUCACUAGUUUGCUGUGAGCGUUAUCUAUGUGGAUGUGGUGAAGUGAUGCGUGCUUGUAUUAUUUACUCGUGUUUCAUUUAAACAUACUAAGGUUUAGAAUUUAAUUGUGAUUUCUUUUAAAAGAGACGAAAAUUUUGAAAUACUUGUUGCCUUCAUUUUUUAAUCGGAAUUAAUAAGAAAACACAGAACUAUAAAGACGUUAAAAUGACUUUGCUUUGUUGGCUGAACUUAACAUCAGUAAAUGAGGAGUGCCCACCCCGGGCACACUGACAACAUGCCAGAUUACCCGUAACAUAGUCAUCCAGAAGAUAUUUCCUGUAUCCAUAAGACUGCAUUUAGAUUACUUGAUAGUCAAGAAUAAUCCUUACCAGACUCUGCACCACCCAAGUGAAGGAGAAGUGUCAUUGUAUGUGUUCAGAGACUACAGCAAACCAUGUACUGUACCUUUAAGAGCUAGACAGUGAACCUAGGAUAACCAAAGGUGUCACAGUAACCUAAGGUAUCUGCAAGAUCUGGUUACAUUAGGCCACUAAUGUGAUGUACAGGUCCAGGCAGAUCUUGUUUCUCCCCACGGCAUAACGACGACAACACCAACAUUGUAAGCAUGGACCAGCUAAAUUAUUAUUUUUUUACACAAAUUCAGCUGUAAUGCAUUAGUUUUCACUUCCUACCAAGACUAUGUUAGGCUGUGUGAUCUUGUCAACGGCAUUUCCUUUGCAAUAUGUGACAUUCACGUUUACUACGAUGAAAGUGUCUUCUGGUGCGUCGGAAGACAGGUAAGAUUCUGAGGCUGAAUUUGAAGAGCAAGUAACUCCUGCAGGUGUCAGCACUAAUCUUUCUUAGCAUUUGGUCCAUGAGAGAGUAGCUGUCUCUUGCCUCAUUUUGCUUCAAUGUUUCUGUUCCUCUACUAACGAAUCAAAGUCUCUCGAGUGGUCUGGGGAGGCCACGCGCCACACCGCCAGGGCCGUCUAGAGUGUGCUCCAGACCGGGCUGCUGGGCGGUGGGCUGCCAAGGAGUGUGUGUGGCUUACUUAUAUCAUUAGAGGUGUACUUAAGACACGCUGUAGCCGCCGCCGCCUUAGAGUCACGUAACAGUCUUCAGUCUGUGGUAUUAGUGCUUCAUGAUUAAUGUUCAGCAGGCACCCACUGUUUAUAUCCAUCAUGGUUCUGUAGGUUUGGUUAGGUAUGUUCCUCAUCCUAAGUUGUUUGGUUGCUGUGCAGCAUUUUAUGAACUUAACUUAAUUUCUAACUCUGUAACAAUUCUCAUGGGUUUACAAUGCAUGAUUUACCAUGUUGAUAUUUAAAAUGGACCAAUUUGUAUUUAUUUACUUAUGUAUAUCCUUGUACAUUAGACAACAUACAUUGUAUCAUAGUGUAAAGUAUGACAGCAUGAAGUGGUGGUGGUGGUGGUAGUGGUGGAGGGAACUCAGACUUGGCUGUGGUUGCUGAGUACAGCAUUCUUUUCUUCUCCUUAUCCCUUAUUGCAAUAUCGAACUCUUCCUUAUUAUCAUAUGAUUAAAUAUAGUAUUAUGACAAAUUAAAUACUUGUAUGUA